Molecule: messenger RNA, 804 nt
Organism: Miscanthus lutarioriparius
Lineage: Eukaryota; Viridiplantae; Streptophyta; Magnoliopsida; Poales; Poaceae
Source: the annotation of a GenBank genome assembly
AUGAAGACUCCCCCGGCGGCCCGCGACCUGGAGGCGGCCGUGCCCGCGGCCCCUGCGGCGGCGGCGGCGAAGCCCAACACGGCGGCGGAGCCGAAGACGGCGGCGGCGGAGCAGCAGGCUUCCGCGGCGAAGAAGGUGGCGGAGGAGGAGGACCCGCGGCUGCGCUGGGCGUUCGUGCGGAAGGUCUACAGCAUCCUGUCCCUGCAGUUCGCCUUCACGGCGGCGGUCGCGGCCGUCGCGUGCCUCGUCCACCCCAUCCCGCGCUUCUUCGCCUACGGACCCCCCGCCGCCGUCUGGCCCACGUUCAUCGUCAUCCUCGUUUCCCCGUUCAUCGUCAUGUUCCCCAUGCUCAAGUAUAGGGAGAAACACCCCAGGAACCUCGUCCUGCUCGCCUUGUUCACGCUCUGCUGCAGCCUCAGCAUCGCCGUGUCCGCGUCCACCACUCUCGGCACAGUGGUUCUGCAGGCCACCAUCCUGACAGCUGCUGCUGUUGUGGGGCUGACCCUGUUCACUUUCUGGGCCGUCAAGAGGGGCUACGACUUCAGCUUCACCUUCCCAUUCCUGUUCACCAGCCUCCUCGUGCUUCUGGUGUACAUCACCAUCCAGAUCUGCUUCCCGCUGGGAAGGGUGGCCAUGACCAUCUACGGGUUCCUGGCCACCCUGGUGUUCUCGGGCUUCAUCGUCUACGACACCCACAUGCUGCUCAAGCGCCACACCUACAACGAGUUCGUGGUCGCCGCCAUCUCCCUCUACCUGGACGUCAUCAACCUCUUCAUGGCCCAGAUGUCGCUCUCCUGCCAGUGA